Helobdella robusta is the source of this 498-nucleotide messenger RNA. RefSeq lists its product as hypothetical. Lineage: Eukaryota; Metazoa; Annelida; Clitellata; Rhynchobdellida; Glossiphoniidae. The transcript has 6 exons. The coding region runs from base 1 to 498 and encodes 165 amino acids. The record is from RefSeq and is a predicted model, not a curated record.
AUGGCAAGAGCUGGAUUGAUGAACAUUGAAGUAGCUAUGUUGAGAUUUGUUGGUAGCUAUGAAGAUGGCAGGCAAGUUGGGGACGGAGGUUCAACUGAAGUCUUCCAAGCAUCAUUUUUUGGACUUUUGAAUAAGGAUCUUGCGAUUGUUUGGUACAUUCGCAUCUCAACAUUCACCCGCCAACUCGUCACAAGAUUCUUUCAAAAUUGGACUUUCGGGUAUACGUUUAAAAUUUUCUGUACUCACAGCUUAGCACUGAAGAACACGGCUGUCUUAAGAUUUGAUGGAUUCAAUUUGUGUGGUCUUCAUAAGAAAUCAUCAUCUUCAGACGUCCUGGAGUUCGUAGCGUUCAACUUCAGCGAACGAACGAACGAACAACCUUCUCCGACGAACAACCAUCUCAAGUGCUUAGAAAUAAUUCCACAGACCAUCCAAACCAGCCAGCCAGCCUCUGAUAAUGUACAGUGUGACCUGAAGCACAUUAGGAUUGCUCCUUGA